CUCCUGAUAACUGGUAUUACGUUGAUAACCCCAAGAUUGUUGCAUUGCAUUACAUACGCUAGGGAGCUAGCUGAGAGUAGACAAUGUUCCGUUUAUUGUCAAGAAGUGGUAGUCACAUUACGAAAGUACAAAUGGCGAGGUACAUGGUAACUGAUCCGAAUUAUGGGUUUUUGAAGGAGUUAGGCCUCACCAUGGAAAAUCCAGGCCUUUAUGAUGGACGGUGGGGAGGAUCUGGCAAGGUAAUAGAAUCAGUGUCACCAUCGACCGGUAAAGUGAUAGCAAAAGUUAGGACCUCGACCCCACAGGAAGCAAGCAAUGCUAUUACAGAAGCACGUAAAGCAUGGCCACAGUGGGCAGGAUUACCGGCUCCAACAAGAGGAGAGAUAGUAAGACAAAUUGGAGAUGAAUUGAGGAAUAACUUGAAACCCCUGGGACGAUUGGUAUCUCUGGAAAUGGGAAAAAUAUUACCAGAAGGUAUUGGUGAGGUACAAGAGUUUAUUGACAUAUGUGACUACGCUGUUGGCUUAUCUAGAACACUACCUGGUAGUAUAUUUCCAUCAGAAAGGAAGAAUCAUGUUCUCAUGGAGAAAUGGAAUCCUCUCGGAGUAGUGGGAGUCAUUUCUGCAUUCAAUUUUCCGGUUGCAGUAUAUGGCUGGAAUAGUGCGAUUGCAAUGGUUUGUGGCAAUACUAUAGUUUGGAAAGGAGCAUUGACUACUCCUUUGGUGUCUAUUGCAACUACUAAAAUUGUCACAAGUGUUUUGGAGAGAAAUGGUAUACCAGGAUCAGUUGCAUCAUUGGUAACAGGUGGUUCAGAUGUUGGUGAAACUAUAGUCGAAGACACGCGUGUACCUCUGGUUUCGUUUACUGGAAGUACAAGUGUAGGAAAGAAAGUGGCUCUGAAGGUACAGGAACGAUUCGGAAAAUUUUUGUUGGAAUUAGGAGGCAAUAAUGCAUUAAUAGUCGCACAAGACGCUGAUCUGGAAAUGGCAGUAAGAGCAGCGGUGUUCUCUUGUGUGGGAACAGCGGGUCAAAGAUGCACAACUACCAGAAGAUUACUUCUGCACAAAAAAAUCAAAAACGAAUUUCUAGGAAAAUUGAAGAAAGCGUAUGAGAGCAUUUUGGAGCGGAUAGGCGAUCCUCUAGAAAACAAUACUUUAUACGGACCUCUACACAAUCAGCAUGCAGUCGACAGCUACAAAAAAGCUAUUGACAGUGCUGUAAAGAGUGGCGGUAAAAUAGAAUUCGGUGGAAAGCAGAUAGACAGACCAGGCUUUUACGUGGAGCCAACAAUCAUUUCCGGUUUGUCGGCCGAUACUGAAAUAGUUCAGACCGAAACAUUCGCGCCAAUAGUCUACAUUUUCGAGGCAAACUCCUGGGAAGAUGCUGUAGCUCUGAACAAUGGCGUGCAACAGGGGCUGAGCAGUUCUCUAUUUACUAAAAGCCUAGAAAAUGUGUUUCGGUGGAUUGGUCCUCAUGGCUCCGACUGUGGAAUAGUGAACGUAAACAUUGGAACAAGCGGCGCAGAAAUUGGCGGUGCAUUCGGAGGGGAGAAAGCGACUGGAGGUGGUCGUGAGAGUGGCAGCGAUGCAUGGAAGCAUUACAUGCGACGUGCAACUAUCACGAUUAAUUAUGGAAACGAUUUGCCAUUGGCUCAGGGCAUCAAGUUCGAAUAGAACGUGCUGGUGUCUUGAAAAUAUUCAAUGGUUUAAUUCGAAACGUAUAAAAUCCACUUGAACAUCCACAGUGACUUUCUUAUGGAAUUUGUACGCUUUUGGCAGGUCGUAUCUCAGUUCGGCGAUGACUUUCCCUUUCGCGCCGAACCGCGCCGCUUUUUCGAGCACAUAAUUACGCGUGCUCGUUUUGUGCAAAGAGUACACGGCGUUUGAUGCGAGUUUCGUGGCAACUUCCAGAAACUUCAUGUCUAUUCCUGUAUUGUGUUUCGUCCCGAAAGGUGGAUUCAUCACCACUGUAUCAAAGUAUUUCUCGAAUUUUCCUACAACGCAAUUAUUCGAAAACAUGUGUGAUGUUAAAUGAUUAAAAUGAAUAACUUUGUACAUACCUGGUA
This is a messenger RNA of Megalopta genalis, 2065 nucleotides long. It is a transcript of the gene Aldh7A1, whose product is annotated as aldehyde dehydrogenase 7 family member A1. NCBI's taxonomy places the organism in Eukaryota, Metazoa, Arthropoda, Insecta, Hymenoptera, Halictidae. Gene Ontology annotation, molecular function: aldehyde dehydrogenase (NAD+) activity. The record is from RefSeq and is a predicted model, not a curated record.